ACGAACAUGAAGUGAAAAAAAUGGCGAAGAUUUGUGGACCGAAGCUUUCAAAUUGUUGCUUUGUUUUAAGUAUUUGGGGAAUUAUAUUGUUGGUAUUUUUAGGGAUUUUCUUUCAAAUUAAAAGCGUUGCGUUAAGAGAGGAUAUUAGUGAGUUUGGUGAUUAUAAAAAGACGUCAAGGAACUGUUUCAUAGCAGCUGGCUUAUACCUUGUAACAUUGGCAAUUGCUGGACAUCAAAAAUGGUCAAAUCAGAGGAUGGCUGCCUCGACAAAUCUAAGUAACUUCCAAAUGUCACGGUUAGAAUAAAUCAAGAAUAUUUACUAACAUAACCAAGCUGUAAAAUAUAUCUUCAAAACAGACGAGUGCUUUUAAGACAUACUCAGAAUAAUUUGUCUAUAACUUCAAUUAAUUGAUGUAAAUAUGCAUGAGUUAGCCAGGAUUUAAUAUAUUCAUAGAAAAUAUAUUUGUUACUAUAAAAUUUAAUGUUAACACUGUAAUAGUGCAUUUUAUUGAGGUAUGAGAAACCAGCAAGGAUUGAUUUGUAUACAUAUUCACAUAGAAUGAAUAUUAACAUCCAGUGACAUGUAAAAUCAUUAAAUUAGGACUAUGUCUAGUUGACUUGCCUAAGUAUUUAAAAAUAGUUGUGUUUUAAAGUGGUGUUUUACUAUUUUGUUAAUGACAUGCUUUGCAAUUCAUUUUAAAAUAAUAAAGUUUCUUAAUAGUCUUCAAUGGGCCAAUACUUGGAUUUUCAGGAUCUUUUUCAGCCUUAUUGUCCCAUGAAUUCACAAUUAUACUAUCAAGUUAUGUAGCAUGGGUUCUGACCUAUUUUGCUGAGAUGAUUUCCCAAAUAAUUAGGCCGUAAUAUUCCCACUUUUCAGCAUCUGUUAAAAGAAGUGCUUACCUUUCUGCAAAGCGUUCAUAGUGUUAACUAGUCUUUUGCUGCAAUGAUUAUGUUGUUGCAAGCAUGUUUUCACUUUUUAAACACUGGCCUACAGUCACCGAGUAAAUGAAAAACAUGCAGUUCGGAUUUGUCUAAAGUUAUUAUUGUUAAAAAAUAUGCAAUCUGUAUUGUUGAACCCUUGGAACAUGUUCUUACCCUGUAUUUAUUUUCGUAUUCUGUUGCUAACCGAUAUUGAAUGUUUUUCA
Molecule: messenger RNA, 1145 nt
Organism: Dendronephthya gigantea
Lineage: Eukaryota; Metazoa; Cnidaria; Anthozoa; Malacalcyonacea; Nephtheidae
Product: ribonuclease kappa-B-like
Exons: 4
Coding region: 21-305 (94 amino acids)
Molecular function (GO): RNA endonuclease activity
Source: RefSeq, a predicted model, not a curated record